GGCCGGGAAGCGCCUCGCCUGAGCCCGUCUCCGUUCCAGGCGCGCUGCGGAGCCCAGGCGGCGCUGGGGCGCCCGCCCAGUGGGAAGGCGGAGGGCCCGGCGGGCGGCGGCUGCGCCUCUGCGGGGAGCCCUGGCUGGCGGAAGAGGAGGCGGGCGCGGGGCUGAGCGGGCGGCGGCCGCGGCGAUGAGCUCUCCGCCCGGGCGCUGCUGAGCCGUCGCGGGCCCCUGCCUGGCCCUCCUGCCCGCGGGAAUGCUCCAGGCGGCGGCGGCGGCGGCGGCUUGCUGAGAAGCCUUUGCGGGACCCGUCCGGAGCGCCGAGCUAUUGUCGGGAGCUGCUGCUGCCUGAAUCGAUGGCGUACACCAUGAGCCCCGCCCCUUCUGUGCCCAUGGGUCCCCAGUACUGCGUCUGCAAAGUGGAAUUGUCUGUGUGUGGUCAGAAUCUUCUGGACAGAGAUGUGACUUCUAAAUCCGACCCUUUCUGUGUCUUAUUUAUAGAAGUAAAUGGGAAAUGGACAGAGAUCGACAGGACGGAAACAGCCGUGAACAACCUCAAUCCAGCCUUCUCCAAGAAGUUCAUCAUUGAGUACCGUUUCGAGGAAGUUCAGAAGCUGAAAUUUGCCUUGUUUGACCAAGACAAAUCGAGCAUGCAGCUCUACGAACAUGACUUUCUGGGGGAGUUUUCCUGCACCUUGGGAACGAUUGUCUCCAGCAAAAAAAUAACAAGAGCCCUCCUUCUGGGAAACGGGAAACCUGCUGGAAAAGGAAUGAUUACGAUAGCAGCCCAAGAACUGUCGGACAAUCGCGUGAUCACACUCAGUAUGGCUGGCAGAAAGCUGGAUAAAAAGGACUUAUUUGGAAAAUCAGAUCCAUUUUUAGAGUUUUAUAAACCAGGGGAUGAUGGGAAGUGGAUGCUGGUUCACAGAACAGAGGUGAUCAAAUACACGCUGGAUCCCGUGUGGAAGCCAUUCACUGUGCCUUUAAUAUCGCUGUGCGAUGGUGAUAUUGAAAAACAGAUCAAGCUUGUGUGUUUUGAUUAUGAUAACGACGGGGGCCAUGACUUCAUCGGGGAAUUCCAGACCUCUGUUGCUAAGAUGUGUGAAGCCCAAGAUGCCUUUGUGGUAGAAUUUGAGUGCAUUAACCCCAAAAAACAGAAGAAGAAACGGAGCUAUAAGAACUCCGGCAUCAUCAUAGUGAAAUCCUGCAAAAUCACCAGAGAUUACUCUUUCUUGGACUACAUCCUUGGGGGCUGCCAGCUAAUGUUUACGGUCGGAAUUGACUUCACAGCAUCCAACGGGAAUCCUCGGGACCCCACCUCUUUACACUACAUCAACCCCAUGGGAACAAAUGAAUACCUUUCAGCCAUUUGGGCUGUGGGGCAGAUCAUACAAGACUACGACACAGAUAAAAUGUUUCCUGCCUUGGGAUUUGGUGCCCAGUUGCCACCAGACUGGAAGGUUUCUCAUGAGUUUGCUAUUAACUUUAACCCAACGAACCCAUUCUGCCUUGGUGUGGAGGGCAUUGUCGAAGCCUACUCCAGCUGCCUGCCUCACAUACGUUUUUACGGACCAACCAACUUCUCCCCCAUCAUUAACCACGUGGCUCGGUUUGCGGCCCAGGCGACCCAGCAGGAGUCGGCAACUCAAUAUUUCAUCCUCUUGAUCAUCACCGAUGGGGUCAUCAGCGACAUGGAUGAGACGCGACAUGCCGUGGUGCAAGCCUCCAAGCUGCCCAUGUCCAUCAUCAUCGUUGGGGUGGGGAACGCAGACUUUGCCGCCAUGGAGUUCUUGGACGGGGAUAACCGUGUCCUCAGAUCCUACACGGGAGAGGAGGCCGUGCGUGACAUCGUCCAGUUUGUGCCAUUCCGCGAGUUCCGCAGUGCACCUAAAGAGACUUUGGCUAAAGCUGUCUUGGCGGAGCUGCCACAACAAGUGGUCCAGUAUUUCAAACAUCGAAACUUGCCACCCAUCAAUUCGGAGCCGGCUUAGAGCCCAGCCUGUCACGCUUUGCCUGCAUGUCCCCUCGAACUUGUCGAUGACAGAAGGUUGCAUGUCUCGCGUGGUUUCAAACAAUUUGUACUUUUCAUUUAACAAAUUGAUUUCAGAAACGCCACCCCUCCCACCAGCCCUUCCCGAAAGUGCAACUUGCGAUGCAAGAAACGCUGUGAUCCGCCCCCUCUCUCUACAUUCCUGGCGAAGAAAGAACGUUGUCCAUGCCGGACUGUUCCUAUCCGUUCCCCAUUCUGAGAACCAACUUUUAAGUAUUUUGAAUGUACUUUGUAUGAUUUUUGUGGAACGAGAGAAAAUUUUUACAAGCAAACUUUGCUCCUCCAUGCCCCAGUCCAUGAAGUUUUCUCCGUCUCAUUGCCCAAAGAAAUGUGGACAGUUCCUGGACGUGUUGUACUUGUACUUCUCACGCUCUAUGUACAUUUUUAUACUGUGGACAUGUCAUAUUUGUUAUACUCAGGUUAAUAAACAAAUUUGGUCUCUUA
This is a messenger RNA of Eublepharis macularius, 2488 nucleotides long. It is a transcript of the gene CPNE2, whose product is annotated as copine 2. Gene Ontology annotation, cellular component: plasma membrane. The transcript has 16 exons. Gene Ontology annotation, molecular function: calcium-dependent phospholipid binding. The record is from RefSeq and is a predicted model, not a curated record. The coding region runs from base 351 to 1985 and encodes 544 amino acids. NCBI's taxonomy places the organism in Eukaryota, Metazoa, Chordata, Lepidosauria, Squamata, Eublepharidae. Gene Ontology annotation, biological process: cellular response to calcium ion.